Messenger RNA from Astrephomene gubernaculifera, 813 nucleotides. Lineage: Eukaryota; Viridiplantae; Chlorophyta; Chlorophyceae; Chlamydomonadales; Astrephomenaceae. The record is from the annotation of a GenBank genome assembly.
GUGGGGAUCAGGAGCUUGGAGAUGACGAGGAUUUGGAGAUCGAGGAUAGCGGGCGGCAGUGGACCAAUGACAAGUGCCCGCUGAGCAUGAAGGAGGUCCUGGAUCUGCAGCGCCCCGUGAAGGACCCGCUGGGUUACGUGUACGAGCACAGCGCCGUGAUGGAGUACCUGCGACACCACCCGCACGGACACAAACACCCGGUGGCAGGUGUGACGCAGCUGCUGCGCGCCUGUGACCUGGUGCCGGCUACCGAGGUGGAGCGAGCGAAGAAGCGGCGGCGACUGCAACAGAACCUGAUGGGCAGUGCUGCAAACAACAACAACAACAACCAGCAGCAAGAGGAGGAGAUUAUUGACGUGUAGCCGGGCUGUGAUGCUGGUUUGCUUGCGGCACAUGCGAGAGGGUGAGGCAGGAACGCUAAUGCUAAAACACCUGCCAGCAGGCUGGGGGGCGGAGAUGUGUGCCCGCCUUGCGAGGGUGGCGACACGGGAUGACUGGGUUUCGAUGACUGGAUUUACAAUUGCAUACCGGCAAUGCGUGGACGUCGUUUACACGCCUAACGGUAGGGUAUCUUGUUGUGGAUUUUGCUGCCCUCACGGGUGUUCAAAGAAGUCCCAACAUGCAACAUGGGCCCCGGGGGGCUUCCAGCGCGCCCGUUCAGCGCUUCAGACCUCCGCCCGCGUGUGGAUGUAGCAGGGAAGGCGUGUGGCACGCGGUGUAUACUGCAGACAGCGGUGUCAGCCCUGUGUUGUGGUGGUGUUAACACGUCGUGUUGUUGUUUAUUUACGAGCAAGUUUGCAACCAAUUGCACGG